UCCGUACCUCCACCUCGUGACGUCCGUCAUUUCCGCAUUUUGCCUCUGUAUAAGCAUAGCCCUAAACCAUAUCAAUUUUUCUCCUUCUUCUCUCUCAACCUUUGAUUGAGUGACUCGAUGGCAAGCUUUCUUCUUGUAAAUUCCGCCAUCGACCAUUCACUCCUUAUUUGAUCUGCUCUCCUUGUUCACAAGUUAAUCUAUGUUCCUGCUUCAAUCUAGGAAAUAGUUUAGGUAAUUUGCUGUCAUUUCAUUGUUAUCAUCGAAAACUAGCUGGCUCCACUCUAGCUGAACCAGGCAUCAAGGCGGAACUAAAGAAGUUGCACCAUUGCAAAUGAUCUCUUACGAUCAAGAUCCCGAUGUUGUUCGAUGGGGACUCCAGCUCUUCGAUGGUGAUCCAUUCUCCAAUUGUGGCUACUGUGGGAUGGUCAUGCAAAAUCAUGUGGACUGUUACCUUGACCAGUACAAUAAAGACGGCUGUUUUGAUUUAGAAUCAACCAAUGCAGAGAAUAGUUUCUUUACAUUUACUCUUCAGGAUGAAUUAUCUCGACUUACUGUUAAUGAAGUAACUGAUUCUCCCAAUGAAGGGGAUGGAAAUGUCCAACCAUCAUUUUGUCAACAAGAUUGGCUGGAUCAGUCUAUGGAAAAUUUCACUAAUGGUAUUGGGAGAGACUCAGAAUGGUGCCAAGGCAUUGACAACGGCCAUGAGGAAGCUCAAAAUCUAGGAACUUGUUCUAUCCCCGACAGAAAUUUGAACUACGGGGAUCAGUGGACUUAUUCACAAGAGCCUAUGGAUGGGUAUGAACUUGAUGGUGAAAUAGGCAAAAGGCUGACUCAGAUGGUUUCUAUUCCACAUGUUCCCAAGAUAAAUGGAGAAAUACCUUCUUUUGAUGAAGCGACAUUAGAUCAUCAAAGACUUUUGGACAGGUUGCAGCUUUAUGAUUUGGUAGAGUGUAAAGUUCUGGGAGACGGGAACUGUCAGUUUCGGGCUCUGUCAGACCAGAUUUAUCGUACUUCUGAGCACCAUGAGUUUGUGAGACAGCAAAUUGUUGAUCAGAUUCAAUCUUGUCCCGAAAUAUAUGAGGGAUAUGUCCCCAUGGAUUUUCCUGACUACAUAAACAAGAUGUCAAAGACUGGUGAGUGGGGUGAUCACGUCACUUUGCAGGCAGCUGCAGAUACGUAUGGUGUAAAAAUAUUUGUUAUAACAUCAUUCAAGGAUACGUGCUAUAUUGAGAUUCUUCCACAUGAUCAGAGGUCACAACGAGUUAUAUUCUUAAGCUUUUGGUCUGAGGUGCACUACAACUCAAUAUAUCCAGAAGGAGAUGUACCGACAACUGUGUCGAGGAAAAAGAAAGUGCAAUGGGAGGCAGAAGACAAUUUUUUGGAAACAACAGAUGAGUGACAGAACAGUAGUCCUACAUCAGAAAAAUGCCGGUGCUUCUGUUGGUUUGGGCGUCCAACAUGUUGCAACUCAAUAAUCUUGAACAAUCUUUAUUUAAAAUUAAAAUUGAUUUAAAAUGUACAAUUUAAUCAGUUGCAUGGUUUCAUUAUUGUCUUCAACAUUCUAUGACUAAUCAAUCAAUCAUCACUGUUUUGGACUUGCAAGCUAUCGAUAUAAGUUGUGCAUGUUUGAGUA
Messenger RNA from Impatiens glandulifera, 1633 nucleotides. RefSeq names its product OVARIAN TUMOR DOMAIN-containing deubiquitinating enzyme 12-like. The record is from RefSeq and is a predicted model, not a curated record. Gene Ontology annotation, biological process: protein deubiquitination. Gene Ontology annotation, molecular function: cysteine-type deubiquitinase activity. Bases 332 to 1399 code for a protein of 355 amino acids. NCBI's taxonomy places the organism in Eukaryota, Viridiplantae, Streptophyta, Magnoliopsida, Ericales, Balsaminaceae. The transcript has 11 exons.